Myotis daubentonii (Daubenton's bat) is the source of this 1119-nucleotide messenger RNA. RefSeq names its product testis expressed 55 (gene TEX55). The record is from RefSeq and is a predicted model, not a curated record. NCBI's taxonomy places the organism in Eukaryota, Metazoa, Chordata, Mammalia, Chiroptera, Vespertilionidae. Bases 1 to 1119 code for a protein of 372 amino acids. The transcript has 5 exons.
AUGUCUGAACGGAGAAACAGCAGGACAUCUCGCCACGCGAGUCAUGCAGAAUCUGAACGGACUAACAGUCAGAAGCCUGUUCGGCCCAAAGGACUAACUUCUGAACACACUGAUCGCAGAUCAUCCGGCCAUGCUGAGAGCGCUUCUAAACAGACUGACCGCACAUCGUCUGUCUCAUCUGAACGAAGAGCCUCUGAACAGACUGGCCACAGAAAGUCUGACCAAGAUAGCCGAAGGGUUUCUGAACCGAUUGACCGCAAGUCUGGCCAAUAUGAUCGAAGAAGUUCUGAACCGAUUGACCAUAUGAAGUCUGGCCAAGAUGACCGAAGGGUUUCUGCACCGAUUCAACUCAGAGAGUCUGGCCAAGAUGACCAAGAGGCUUAUGACCUGAUUGACAGCAGAAAGUCUGGUCUGGUUGAACAAAAAACUUAUCAACCGGGUGAACAUAGAUUGUCUGACCCAAUUAGCUACAAAUCAUCGGUAAAGACUCACCACGAAGCACCUGACCAAAUUACUGAACUAGCUGAAGACCAGGCAGCUGAAGACCAAACUGGUGGCAGCAUUCAACAACACCCUAGAGUUAUCAUGCCUCUCUAUCGUGAGUAUGAAAAGGUGGAAGAUGAAGAUGAUGACAUAGAUGACAACCAGCCUGACCUUGGAGAAAGUGAUGAGUAUGAUGACAAAAUACAUACCAGCCAGAAGGGCAAAGAGGUUGACUAUACAUUAGAUUCUAAACAAAAAGAUUUCAGAAAUUCCAAGGUUUCAGAUAUAAAUAAAUAUAAAAAUGAUGAAUUCAUGAAAGCAUUCAACGCAUUUGAUACCAAGGUCACCGGCUUCUACCAAAGAAAAGGAAUUGGAAGUAAACUGGAGAUCCCUAUGAAGGGAAAAAUAGUUGAAGAUACUUCAGGAUACCAAGAAGGAAGGAGUUCUAUUCAAUACCAAAAGAGGCGAUUUCCUUCUCUCGUAUAUCAAGAUCCAUAUCAAAUUUCACUACAAUACAUGGAGAAACACCACAUUCUGCAAAUAUUCCAGCAGAUCACUGAAAACUUAGUUUAUGAAAAGCCAGAGGACCCCCUGAGUUUUAUGCUGAGCCAGUUAUAUACAUUCCUGAUCAUCUGA